Lytechinus pictus (painted urchin) is the source of this 2768-nucleotide messenger RNA. Its product is annotated as astrocytic phosphoprotein PEA-15-like. Gene Ontology annotation, biological process: MAPK cascade; regulation of apoptotic process. The record is from RefSeq and is a predicted model, not a curated record. The transcript has 5 exons. The coding region runs from base 428 to 865 and encodes 145 amino acids. Lineage: Eukaryota; Metazoa; Echinodermata; Echinoidea; Temnopleuroida; Toxopneustidae. Gene Ontology annotation, molecular function: protein binding.
ACACGCGAAUACACAUACAUGCGCGAACGCACACACACACUUUCUUCACUGGACUGGAUGAGAAAACACUUCCUCUCGUUACUGGUCUCCUUCACAAACAACACAGAUGCCUGUUAUACAUCGUAGUUACCGACAACGGGUGCAUUAGGCUCUACUAUCUCCCACCCAUCCGGUGUAUAGCAUAUAUUUUUUGUUGGCUCGUAAGGGAAACACGCCAGUGACGGUUUUUACGAGUUCGGUCUGGGAGAGCUACCGGGCGGUGUGCAUCAAUUCUCAACUGUGUUUAUUGUGAUUGGCGUGCUUUUUGACGAUCUAGGGCGAAAACUCAGGACCAAGGCGGCCGGGACAAACCUUUACAUGCAAAUAGGAAGAAAAAAAUCAGUCGGAUAUUCCAAGCCUUCAUUUCAUACUACCUUCUUGCUCCAACAUGACCAUUGAAGAGGAUUUCGAUAAUUUCAUGAAACAACUCGGGGAAAGCAUCUCGGAGGAGGAAUUAAAGGCUCUAACUGCAGCUUGCCAGGACGUCAUACCAAACGAAGCAAGGGAAAAUAUUAAAAAGCAGAAGGAUCUCUUUAGUUAUCUUCAAAAGAUUAAUCAGCUUAGUCAAGAUAAUUUAUAUUACCUAGAGCACGCCUUGGAGAAGAUUUGUCGACCAGAUCUUGUUACCAUGGUGAUGGACUUUCGAGACAGCGCCCCCUCCAGCCAAGACUUAAGCAAUGUCAUCUCCGGACCAGCUAGAAAAUACAAAGAAAUGAACAAAGAUACUGGAGAAAUCCCCGAGGAAGUUCUUACUGGAUUAGCUAAGAUUGAAUUAGCCCCACCCCCAUUGAAUGCUGAUAGACGGAAAGGAAGAGAUACGAGAUAAAUAGACUGCCCCCAGUUAAAUAAUCAUUCUUAAAAGAUGUUAUUACUGUACAAUUAUUACUAUUGGAAAUCUUUUUAUAUUGAUAUUAUAUUGAGAGUGUUUUAUUAACGUAAGUAGUAUGUUUAUGUAUUUGAAUUAGUAUUUAAUGCAUCUUGCCCUUGUUCUAUUUUGGUACUGAAACUAUUUAUUACAAGCAGCACUCUUUAAGGGGUACUAAGUUAUACUGCACCUGAAAAUAUAAUUGUCAUUUACCAAUUUGCAUCACUUUCACCAUAAAGCGCAGAUAUACCGAUUUUAUAUUGAGGUUCUAAUGACCGUUAUUGGUCCUGGUAAGCUUAUGCCAGGUCAUCUGCUGAGGAACUUAAUCAGUCGACAUUUAUUUUCUUCAUUAGCCAAAAGUGUAGCUGCAAAGCUGAUUUUGAAUUAAAAUCGGGGACAGAAUUGUAAGUCCACUGAUUGCCUUUUGGCCUAUCAUUAUAAACACUCCUGUGUAUUGAAUUACAAUGUAUCAUUCUACUUUUACAUAUUUUAUACUGAAAUGAAUAUUUAUAGAAUUUGCUGCCCCUUGACUUCUUUUUGGUUAAAUCUUGAAGGUCAAGUCCACACCAAGAUGUGCAUAAUUAUAUUAACUGUUUUGUGUAAUUAAGCAAAACUUAAACAUGUCAUAACUUUACUUCUUUUACAUCCAUUUUUAUGAUAUUUUCAUUGUUAUGUUUUAUGGAUUUUUUUUCUUCAAAUCAGGUUUUUGUUGGGGUGGACGUGUCCUUUAAUCUACUGGACAUUCAUGUUUGCUUUGCAAGGACGACUAUAACUAUAUAUAACCGUAUGUGAAAUCAACAUGUACUCCGAAAUCCAGACGCAAGAGCACUUUAAGAAAAUAGGCCUACACUAUUGAAAAAGGAUUGGUCAAAGCAUGGACCUAUAACAAACCAAUGUGUUGGUACAUAAUGUGUCCUAUCGAAAAAAAAUGGUCAAAACAACCAAUUUAUUGUUUGAAAUCUACCAGAAUUUUGAUUUGUGUUGAUAUUUAUAUCGAUAUUAGACGGUCGGGCACAUAUUCACCAAAAGAGUGGUUACUUGACCAAACCUAUUUAGUAGUGUAAUAAUCUAAAAAUUUAAAAAUACAUUUUGUUACGAAUUAUUGUGCAUUAUUUGGCUUUUGGCUUUAUUGAGGCAAUUCUACGGUAGUAACAAAUCGAUUUGAAUAACAAAAGAAAAAUACACCAAUCAUAAUACUAAAUAUUUCUUUCAAGAUUAACAAAACUAUGACAUGAAACAUUUGCGUGCACUAAACACGUAAGUUCGUAAAGUGUAGGCCUACAUUAUACAAACCGAUCAAUGAUAACACGCUUUAAAUACUUUUUCUGUAUAUGUUUUAUUUUAGAUAUGAGUAAUGAUUUAUUUUGAAAAAUAUUAAUUUUCCCCCUUAGGUAAUGUACAACAUAUUUUUACUGCUCUGUGAUUAUGCGGAGUCUCCAUGGGGGAAAAAUGAUGAAUCAAUUAACCAUAUCAUCAAUAGCACAAACAAUGAAGUAGGCCUAUUUAUUAUUCAGUACGUCGACAUACAAUAUCGAAUCAUUAGUUUGCACACUUUGCAACCGAAUUUGAUGAACAUUUUUACCAUAAUAAUUGUUGUCAUACUUGCGCAAUUGUUUUUUUCAGCGAUUGCUGUUUGGUGGACUAUAUAGGCCUUCAAAAUCUCACUUAUCUUAUUUGUAAAGCCUUAUGUUCAAACGUUUAUUAUAUUUUCGCAUGUUUAAAUGUUUUAUUACUUGCAGAAUCUUGUGUGUAAUAAUAAUUAUGCUAUGUACAAUGUGCAUUAUUUUAAAUCUCAAUGAAAUGUUAACCAGGUGUGUCUAAAACACUUCCAAAUAAAAUCACAUUCACUGUGUUCUAUACUUAA